AUGCAACGACUUUGGCAGACAGGUACCGAGUGGGAUGACCCUGUGUCAAAAGAACUUCUUGAACAUUGGAUUGCUCAUCAAACAUCAUACAACCAUCUACAGCAAUUUGAAAUUAUACGUCAUGUUGACUACAUAUUGGACAACCAACAAGGUUGUAUUCUACAUAGUUUUUCAGAUAGCUCAGAACGGGCCUAUGUGAUAGCUAUCUACAUCAUCUCAAAUAACACUGGACAUUUAUUGGUAUCGAAAACUCGUGUCCCCCCACUGAAAAAAGUCACAAUACCUAGGCUGGAAUUGUGUGGUGCUACACUCCUAGCACAGUUGAUGCAUUCACUAAUGGACUUUCUGUUUUGA
Macrosiphum euphorbiae (potato aphid) is the source of this 354-nucleotide messenger RNA. Lineage: Eukaryota; Metazoa; Arthropoda; Insecta; Hemiptera; Aphididae. The record is from the annotation of a GenBank genome assembly.